AUGAGCUCGCAUCGUGCACGCACGCGUUCCGAUUAUCUUUUCUUCCUCUCCUACCGAACUCGCUGGACCGACAACGACCAAUACUCACACGUCAACAAUUCCGUCUACUACCACCUCUUUGAUUCUGUAGUGAACACUUUUCUCAUCCAACGAUGUGGACUCACCUCCGACUCUGGUCAAAUCGGGCUGGUGGUCUCGUCCCAUUGCCAGUUUUUCUCUCCCCUGUCAUUUCCUCAGGUUCUGGACCUCGGACUUCAAGUAGUGAAGCUCGGUUCAAGUUCCGUGACAUAUGAGGUUGCGGUGUUUGAGGAGGGAAAGGAUGUACCCGCAGCUGUUGGAGGUUAUACCCAUGUCUUUGUGGAACGGGGAUCCAGGAAGAGCAUCCCCAUGAAUGAGCCCCUUCGGGAAGGUCUUUCAAGCCUGUUAUCGGCCAAUGAGAGCUUGGAAUCUAAGCUUUGA
Molecule: messenger RNA, 459 nt
Organism: Suillus subaureus
Lineage: Eukaryota; Fungi; Basidiomycota; Agaricomycetes; Boletales; Suillaceae
Product: thioesterase
Exons: 3
Coding region: 1-459 (152 amino acids)
Cellular component (GO): mitochondrion
Molecular function (GO): fatty acyl-CoA hydrolase activity
Source: RefSeq, a predicted model, not a curated record